GAACGUCCCUUUCCAAUUACAGAUUGAUUGUUUGAAACUUGACACAAAACAGGCAAAUAAAAAGCAACCUUUGAAGCUCAUUGUUACACCCUUUUCAGAACUUUGAAUUCCACGCACAUUGUCACCUUCCCUCAAGUCUCCGACAAAUGGGAAUCGGCGCAACUGAAAGCUCUAACCUUUGUUCCCAAACGUCGCCUUUCUAACCUCCAAAGAGUUCCACGAUCCACCAAGUCACAAAUAUGGAAGAAUAUUUAAACGUCGUUGAAAUUUAGAACUCACCCAAUUCUUCAACUGCAAAAUCAGACUCUUUUUAUAAUUUGUUUAUGAAAAACUAAUCAAAGCUACAAUCUUUAUUAAAAUUCCUUCAAAGGGUAGGGAAAUGGAAGUGGAAAGUGCAAGAAAAUUUGCUCUUCCUGUAGAUUCAGAGCAUAAAGCAACUGAAUUCAGAUUAUUUUCUAUAGCAGAACCACAUAUGCGAGCAUUUCAUCUUUCUUGGAUCUCUUUCUUUGCUUGUUUUGUUUCUACUUUUGCUGCUCCACCUCUGCUUCCUAUAAUUCGCGAUAACCUCAACCUCACAGCCACAGACAUUGGCAAUGCAGGUAUUGCAUCCGUUUCUGGUGCAGUUUUUGCUAGGAUUGCUAUGGGAACAGCCUGUGACCUUUUUGGUCCACGGCUUGCCUCUGCUUCACUUAUUCUUCUAACAGCACCAGCUGUUUACUUCACUUCCAUAGUUUCAUCUCCUGUUUCUUUUCUUCUAGUACGUUUUUUCACUGGGUUCUCUUUAGCUACUUUUGUGUCUACCCAAUUUUGGAUGAGCUCCAUGUUUUCAGCCCCUGUUGUCGGCACAGCCAAUGGUGUUGCCGGUGGGUGGGGCAAUCUCGGCGGUGGAGCAACACAGUUGAUUAUGCCUCUCGUGUUUGGGCUGAUUAGAGACAUUGGAGCAGUGAAAUUCACAGCUUGGAGGAUUUCAUUUUUCGUUCCGGCAUUUUUUCAAAUGCUUUCAGCUUUUGCAGUAUUGAUCUUUGGUAAGGAUUUGCCGGAUGGGAACUUUAGAAAACUACAAAAAUCAGGAGAUAAACACAAAGAUAAAUUCUCCAAUGUCUUUUAUCAUGGAGUUACAAAUUACAGAGGAUGGCUUUUAGCAUUGACCUAUGGGUAUUGUUUUGGGGUGGAGCUAACAAUUGAUAAUAUAAUAGCAGAGUAUUUUUAUGACAGAUUUAAUUUGGAACUUCACACAGCAGGAAUUAUUGCAGCAAGUUUUGGGUUAGCAAAUAUUAUUUCUCGACCAUCUGGAGGAUUGAUAUCCGAUAUAGUGGCCAAGAGGUUUGGUAUGAGAGGUAGAUUAUGGGCUUUGUGGAUUGUGCAGACAUUAGGAGGUGUCUUUUGUAUCAUUCUUGGAAGAGUGGGAUCCUUGAGUGCUUCCAUUGCUGUCAUGAUCGCUUUCUCUUUCUUUUGCCAAGCAGCUUGUGGGCUUACAUUUGGGGUUGUUCCUUUUGUUUCAAGAAGGUCACUAGGAGUGAUAUCAGGAAUGACAGGAGGUGGUGGAAAUGUAGGUGCUGUUCUAACUCAAUUAAUUUUCUUCAAAGGAUCAAAAUACUCAAAAGAAACAGGGAUUACACUUAUGGGUAUAAUGAUAAUAUUUUGCACUCUCCCAAUAUUUUUGAUAUACUUCCCACAAUGGGGUGGAAUGUUUUGUGGUCCAUCAUCUAAAAAGGUUGCUACAGAAGAAGAUUAUUACAUGUCUGAAUGGAAUUCAGCGGAAAAGGAGCAAGGAUUACAUCAGGCAAGCUUAAAAUUUGCUGAUAAUAGCAGAAGUGAAAGAGGCCAAAGAGCAGACUCACAGACCAUCUCUCCUAAUCUCAGUACCCCAUCUACUAAUGUCUAAUAUAGUCUAUUACUAAGUUUUCCAACAAUGUAUGUUCAGUAAUUUCAACCUCAAAUGCUAAAUCUACUCAAAGCUUUCAUUUCUUUUUAAUAAGAGGGUGAAUACUUUACCUAAUUUAAUAUCCAAUGUAUCAAAAAUUUACAUUUAAAUAUAAAAGCAAUUAUCAA
Molecule: messenger RNA, 2052 nt
Organism: Jatropha curcas
Lineage: Eukaryota; Viridiplantae; Streptophyta; Magnoliopsida; Malpighiales; Euphorbiaceae
Gene: NRT2.5
Product: nitrate transporter2.5
Biological process (GO): transmembrane transport
Molecular function (GO): nitrate transmembrane transporter activity
Source: RefSeq, a predicted model, not a curated record